UUUAGAUUUCGUUAUCAUUAAUGACAUGUCAGAUGAAAUGUCAUAACAUUGUCCUUGUUUUGGUUAUGCGUGGUGCAUUUUGAUUUGAUGAUUUUGAAAAAAUAGAUUAAUUGAUAUGUUAAUUGAUGACCUGAUAAACUCCUAAUAUAAAUAGAAUGAAGAAGCUGACGGGAUCCUUUCGAUAUACGCAAUGGGACCCGUGGUUGGUAAUCGCUCAAAUAGUGUCAAUUCAAUGCAUUUUGUAUACCACUCUAGGUCUGAUUUUAGCAUUAUUAUGUACACUUGUAGGCGAUACCAGGACCUUAGAUCAUAUAUUUGAGUAUCACGAAAUACAAGUACGAGAUGUCGGAGGGAGAAUUGUGAUAUCUAGCUUUGUGUUUAAUUCACUAAUUGGGCUGUAGCGCUAUGGUACAUUGUGCAACGUACAAAGCAAUGUAUGGACUUUAGUUGCACCUGGCACCUCAUCCACUUGGUGAUCUGCUGGUUUUACAACGGCAGCUUCCCAACAACAUUCUCAUGGUGGGCCUUAAACGUUGCUUGUGCCACUUUGAUGUGUGUUUGUGGAGAGUUUUUGUGCUUACGGACAGAACUGGCAGCUAUACCUUUGUCUUUAGGACCGAAAACGGAUCUCUGAUAUGUGAUACCAAAGUUGUGCUGAAUGGAUAUAUUUAUUAGAUGUAGAGUUAAAGAAAGGUGGUUGUGUAUAUAAGUGAAGAUUUUAUUAAGGUUUACCAAAAAAAAUCGUAAUAUUUGCAGUUUAGCCAAUGUGUAAAUGAGUGUUACAUUCUCAAACAUGUCAAAUUAAUAUAGAAACUGAUGCAAAAUUAGUCAAAAUGCAACUUAUAUUUUUGUGAAUACUCAAAUUGUCCUGCCUUAACAUUAUUUUUGUGUAAUCUUCAAUGUAUGUAAUUAUCUCAAAUUGUAUCACACAUAAGAUGAAAUAAAAAUCUGUAUAAUGUUUCU
This is a messenger RNA of Acanthoscelides obtectus, 963 nucleotides long. The record is from the annotation of a GenBank genome assembly. Lineage: Eukaryota; Metazoa; Arthropoda; Insecta; Coleoptera; Chrysomelidae.